CAGCUACAUUGAAGUACUAAAUUGUUAAAAAUAUAAAUUCAAGUAAAACUACAAUAUUGCAGCCAUUUAACAAAUCCGUUCUUUAGCACUAAUAUUCGUAUUAUUGUAUUGUAUAUGUAGUAGACAUUAACAUUAAACAAGUGUGUAUAAUUGUGAAGGAAUUAUAAAAUAAUUUUGCGAUAAUAUAAUUUGUUAUAUUCACAAAUUAGGAGAAUAUCAUAAUGUAAUUUGUUAUAUUCACAAAUUGGAUAAAUAUAAUAAUAUAAUUUAUUAUACUUACUUUUAUUCUAACCUUAUUGUAUAAAAUCAUCUCGGAACAUUAUGUCAUCUAAAAUUUGGAUUUGGAAAAAUGUUCCCGGAAUUACCGGUCGAUUUGAUGAUAUAAUUUAUUCAAGUCCAAUAUUAUCAUCAAGUCAGGAUGUUCUUUUAUAUUUUGGAGGUGAUAUUCAGGACACUCAAGAAAACAUGAAACAUGCAGGUAGCAAAACAUAUAUAGAAUGGAGUUUAGAAAAUACAGCCAAGAUACUUACUAUUAGCUUUCCUAAAAAACAUGUAUUUUUAAUUCGACCAUCUAGGGUAUUAGAAACGUUAAGUUAUUUUGAUAACUUUGUACCAUCAAAAGAAUAUGGUAUACCAUUAUUUUGUCCAACACAUAAUGCUUUAAAACAUUUACAAGAAUUACUUAAAUUUUCUGUAAAUAGAAUUAAUACAUAUAAUACAGACAAGGAAUUUACUCACUUGAAUAUUGAGAAAGCAAAACUAACAUUAGUUGGCUUUAGCAAAGGUUGUAUUGUUUUAAAUCAAUUACUCCAUGAGUUUCAUUAUUACCAAAAUAAAUUAGAUCCUGAUAUUGAAAUUAAUAACUUUAUACGUCUUAUUGAAAGCAUGUGGUGGUUGGAUGGUGGACAUGCAGGUUCUAAGGAUACAUGGAUUGUGGAGAAAUCCAUAUUAGAAUCUUUUGCAAAAUUAAGGAUAGAUGUUAAUGUUCAUGUUACACCAUAUCAAGUUCAAGAUUCUCAUCGUCCAUGGAUUGGUGAAGAAGAAAGCCAUUUUUGUAAUAUUUUACGAAAUUUAGGAAUUCCUAUAAAACGGACUUUACAUUUCACAGAUAAAACAAGAAGUUUACAAAAUCAUUUUAAUGUUCUUAAAGUUAUUCGGAAUUAUACACAGUAAUAUUAUAUACACAGUAACGUCAUUUUUAGUGAUAACAUUAAAUGGAAAAUGUCUAUAAUGA
Bombus huntii is the source of this 1234-nucleotide messenger RNA. RefSeq names its product mitochondrial protein C2orf69 homolog. The transcript is spliced from 5 exons. The record is from RefSeq and is a predicted model, not a curated record. Gene Ontology annotation, cellular component: mitochondrion. Lineage: Eukaryota; Metazoa; Arthropoda; Insecta; Hymenoptera; Apidae. Bases 322 to 1173 code for a protein of 283 amino acids.